UACGCAGGGGGGCGGCCUUCGGGUGGCUGUCCGAGGUUGGGCAGGCAUGUCGGCUGUGACGCUGCUGGCGCCUCUCCUUCGCGGAGGAGGCAGCCUCUUCAGAGGGCUCCGCUCGCGGACGUCUGGAAACGGAGUCCGUCAUGCUGGUGGCGGUGUGCACAUUGAGCCACGGUACAGACAGUUUCCCCAGCUCACCAGAUCCCAGGUGAUCCGGGCUGAGUUCUUCAGUGGAACCAUGUGGUUCUGGAUUCUUUGGCGCUUUUGGCACGACUCAGAUGCUGUGCUGGGUCACUUUCCAUAUCCAGACCCUUCCCAGUGGACGGAUGAAGAAUUAGGGAUCCCUCCUGAUGAUGAAGACUGAAAACGUGGACUCAACUCUGUACAAGCGGAAGCCAGGUGAGAAGUUCAAUAAAUUAUGGACUGCAGUUCAUAUUGGAUAUUGAAGUUGUAAAAUAAAGUGUUUUGGUCGAAAA
Molecule: messenger RNA, 473 nt
Organism: Pteronotus mesoamericanus
Lineage: Eukaryota; Metazoa; Chordata; Mammalia; Chiroptera; Mormoopidae
Gene: NDUFB2
Product: NADH:ubiquinone oxidoreductase subunit B2
Exons: 4
Coding region: 47-361 (104 amino acids)
Biological process (GO): mitochondrial respiratory chain complex I assembly
Cellular component (GO): mitochondrial inner membrane
Source: RefSeq, a predicted model, not a curated record